Papaver somniferum (opium poppy) is the source of this 1686-nucleotide messenger RNA. Its product is annotated as monooxygenase 2-like. The transcript is spliced from 5 exons. The coding region runs from base 534 to 1589 and encodes 351 amino acids. Gene Ontology annotation, molecular function: FAD binding. NCBI's taxonomy places the organism in Eukaryota, Viridiplantae, Streptophyta, Magnoliopsida, Ranunculales, Papaveraceae. The record is from RefSeq and is a predicted model, not a curated record.
GAUGUUUGAAGCUAACAACUGAGCUGUCUGCCAAGUGUGUAGCAGUAACCCAUGGGAAGGUUUGUACGUUGACAACUGACACUGAUAGAUUCCAAGGAAGUUGGAAAUUCUUAACUCUGAUCACACGACUCUUGCGCCGAAGUUUCCCCCUGAGCAGCUCAUUGAAUUGACCAGAUAGCAACAGAAAAAACCCAUGCACUAUUCGAUGGAGUUAUGUCCAGAUUUGUUUUGCUUAAAGUUUGUCUGGAAAGUUCAAAACUGUCACUAGGAGUCAGUCAUUAAUUUGUACCUAGCCAACUUUAGUCACUCAAUCAAUCACCUGAUUAAUGUUUUAGUCUUCAAAUCAAAACUGUAAAAGAAAAAUCUAGACAUUCAAAAUUGUACAAAUCUUUUUUCCGUGCAUACCAAGAAUUCCCAAAAAUCAAAUUCGUGGAAAUUUCAAUUCAAAAAAGUGACACAGUAUGAAGUUCAAUUAUUCAAUUAUAAAUACCUAACCAACAGAGGUAAACCACACAAUUUCGAAGAGAUUAGAUAUGGAAAAAGCGGUGAUGCAUGAGGAGGUAGUGAUAGCAGGAGGGGGGGUUGCAGGAUUAGCAACAGCCUUAGCGUUAAAGAGAGUUGGAGUGAAGAGUUUAGUGUUAGAAAGAGCAAGUGAACUGAGAGUUACUGGUGCUGCCUUAACUCUGUUUCCAAAUGCUUGGAUUGCUCUUGAAUCACUUGGUGUUGCUCAUAAACUUACCUCAGUUUAUAAACCUUUCAAAGGGGGAAGAGUGACUGAUGUUGCAACUGGAGUUACCCAAGAGACUGUCUUGACAGAAAAUGAAGGGUAUGAUCUAGGUCCGGUCCACAGAAGAGCCUUACUUGAAGCUUUAUUAGAAGAAUUACCAAUUGAUACGAUCCGUUUUUCUUGGAAGCUCCGGUCAAUUGAAAAAACAAAGACAUGUUAUGAAGCAGAUUCAACUGCAGUAAUCCUACAUUUAGUAGAUGGGACUACUAUCCAUACUGAGGUUCUGAUAGGCUGUGAUGGGGUGCAUUCUGUGGUGUCAAAAUGGUUAGGCCUUAAGGAUGUGGUGAACUCAGGUCGAUAUGCAGUGCGUGGAGUGGCAGUGUUUCCUGAAGGUCAUGGAAUCACACAUGAAAUGCAUCAGUUUGUUGAUAAAGGUUGGAGGUUUGGUUCCGCUCCCCUCACUGAUACAGAUGUUUACUGGGGCAUUGGAUACCAAACCACCGCUAACAAAGAAGAAGAGAUGGCGAAAGGAGACCCACAGGUGAUACAAGAGAAAAUCUUAGAGCGCGUAGCUGAUCUCCCGCAACAAGCAAAAAAUGUGAUACAACAUUCGGAUGUGCCGUCUUUAUCAUGGGCACCACUAGUAUUUAGAUACCCGUGGGAUCUAAUAUUCGGAAAGGUAUCCGAUGGUACAAUAACUGUUGCAGGUGAUGCAAUGCACCCAAUGACACCAGAUCUCGGUCAAGGUGGUUGUACAGCAUUAGAAGAUGCUGUAGUUUUAGGACGUCAUAUAGGAAAUUCCUAUAUCAGAAAGGGAGGAGUUAUGUCCCAAAAAGACUUGGAAAAAGAAAUCAAAUUGUAGCUCAUAAACUUGCUCCAAUUUAUCCCCCUAUCAAAAAGUAAAACUCACAGGUUCUUCUAUCUUGUCUUAAUUUAAAUUUAUGUUCUUCUUUUUGGCA